CAAUCUGACACUUCCAUUGGUAGUGGCCACAAAAUGCCGUCCAAAUUUCGGGCAAUAAAAAAAGUCAUCGACCAAAUGUCAACUUUUUGAUAUUUUAAUAACGAUUUUAAAAACAUUUCAUUGCAAUGAGUUUUCAACAUUAGUGACUCCAUUCACAAUUUCAAAUAUUACGACCACCAGAAACCGCAAUGACUAACUCACAGUCGUCCCCAUGCAAGCUCGGGGACCGCAUAGAAUGCGGCAACUCCUUCGGAACAGUCAAGUACGUGGGCCCCCUGGAAGGAAAACCGUCGAUUUGGCUAGGCGUCGAUUGGGACGACCCGGACCGAGGCAAGCACAACGGCAGCGUAAACGGAGUCCAGUAUUUCACGGCCAAUUUUCCCACAUCGGGGUCGUUCGUGCGGCCGGAAAAAGUCAAUUUUGGAAAGUCGGCGAUCGCGUCAAUCGAGUCGCGGUACGGCCAGAUCGAGGACGAAUUCACCGCGAAAAUUAACCAGCAGAAACAACUGUUGAUCCAGCAGACUAUGAACGCCCCGUUUUUGGAGAUGGUGGGGUUUGAUAAGAUUUUUAACAAACAGAGUAACUUCAACACGUUGCGGAUCGUGAAUUUGCGGGACCAGAAUGUGAACUCGGCUGGGGCUCCGCGCAAGUUGGGGGAAAAUUGCCCGAAUAUUGAGGAAUUGGAUAUUUCGAAAAAUUUAUUGGUGUCGUGGGAUGAAAUUCUCAUGAUUUGUGAUCAGUUGCCUAAAUUACAUUGGUUGAAUGUAAGUGAGAAUCUGUUAAGUGUGCCUGGGUCCCUAGGGAGUGUACAGUACCCAAAUUUGAGAACUUUGAUUUGUGGUACUAUGAGUUUGAGUUGGAGUGAGGUGUGCCAGAUUGGGAAAGCGUUUCCAGAUGUUGAGGAAUUUCGAGCGCCUCUUAAUAAGAUUGAGAAUUUAGAUCUCAUUGAGGGGAUUUUUUUGAAAUUGAAGUUGUUAGAUUUGGAAGGGAAUAAAAUCCAACAUUGGUCUGAAGUGUGUAAAUUGGGUUUUUUACCCCUCUUGGAACAAUUAAUUAUUGAGAAUAUCGGUUUGUUGUCGAUAGAGUUUGACGGCGAUGAAGUUCCUGUAUCAAUGUUUAGAACAUUGAAAAAAAUAUGUAUCGUCGAUAAUCAUUUAAAUGAGUGGCACUCAAUAGGCGAACUAAACCGUCUAGAAAGUCUGGAACACUUAAAAGUGUCCAGAAACCCUAUAACAGGGUCAGAGGAUCACGACACCAUCCACCAACUAAUAAUUGCUAAAAUUGCCAACUUGAAAAUCUUAAAUGGCGUAGAAAUCGAACCCGGGGAACGAAGAGGCGCCGAGUACGACUACAUAAAAAAAUACGGAUUAGAAUGGCUGAAAAUUAAAGGCACGAAUCAAGAGGAAGAAUUUUUGAGGUCCCACAACCGGUAUCAAGAACUAAUACAAAAAUACGGAGAGCCCGAGGAAUCUGAGCUCAUCACCAAACCAAAAAUAAUUAAAACGUCUCUGAUUCACCUAAAUUUAGUUUUCGAGGGUGUCGCUAUUGAAAAGAAAAUGCCUCCGACCAUGACCGUCCAGAAACUUAUGGUGCUUGCUCAGAAGUUGUUCUGUUUAAAGGAAAGGCCGCAACUUACUUACAUAAGUAGUACCGAUUCAAACAUUGAAAUUUCGCUUGAUGAUGAGAUGAAGGAAAUCGGGCUGUAUUCCAUGCAGAGUGGUGAUCAGAUUAUUGUUAAACAAUAGUGUGAUUUUUUAUAAAGAGUUAAUUUAUUUUGAUUAUUUAAUGCUUGAAAUAAAAUUUUAACUAAAA
This is a messenger RNA of Zophobas morio, 1812 nucleotides long. It is a transcript of the gene Tbce, whose product is annotated as tubulin-specific chaperone E. The transcript has 5 exons. Gene Ontology annotation, biological process: cytoplasmic microtubule organization. Lineage: Eukaryota; Metazoa; Arthropoda; Insecta; Coleoptera; Tenebrionidae. Gene Ontology annotation, molecular function: microtubule plus-end binding. The coding region runs from base 189 to 1745 and encodes 518 amino acids. Gene Ontology annotation, cellular component: cytoplasm; microtubule plus-end; nucleus. The record is from RefSeq and is a predicted model, not a curated record.